AUGAAACCGAAUAUUCUCCUCCUAGGGCCAUUGAUGAGCAUGGCUACUAGAACAGUAUCCCAGAUCUCGAAUCCAACUUUUUGGGAAGAUUUUGCGGACCUCGAUAUAAUUCGCGUCAAUGAUACAUUCUACUAUUCUGCCUCGAAUAUGCACUACUCCCCCGGUGCCCCAGUCCUUAGUUCAUACGAUCUUCUGAAUUGGGAGUUUGCUGGCCACUCCAUCCCAGAGCUUACGUUCGGUCCAAAUUACUACCUAGAAGGUGGUAACCACGCAUACAUACGUGGUACAUGGGCUUCGACAUUGAACUAUCGACCAAGUACGUCAACCUUCUACUGGAUGGGCUGCAUUGACGGUACCACAUACAUUUACACGGCCCCCAACGCCGACGGCCCAUGGACCCAAGCCUCAACGAUCAAUAAAUGUUACUAUGAUUGUGGUCUACUCAUUACAGACGAUGACAAAAUGUACGUUGCCUACGGGAACAGUGGGAUCUCCGUUGCCGAGCUCUCUGAAGAUGGGCUAAGCGAAGUGGGCUCGCAGAUGGUCUUUCCUACCGACGAUGCUGGAUAUCUGGAGGGAUCCAGAUUCUAUCAACACGAUGGGAACUUCUACAUCUUUGUUGUACAUCCCGCCAAUGAGGAGCAUAUUCUUAGGUCGACCUCCGGUGUACUCGGUCCUUAUGAGCGUCGCCUAUUGAUUUCCAAUGCUGGCAAUCCUGUCCCAGGGGCGGGAUACCCACACCAGGGAGGUAUUGUGGACACCCCGAAUGGGGAUUGGUAUUAUAUGGCCUUUGUCGAUGCCUAUCCUGGAGGACGAAUACCAGUUCUCGCUCCUUUGACCUGGGGAAGCGAUGGCUGGCCUUCGGUGGAGUUGGUUGAUGGUGGAUGGAGCGCAACUUAUGAUGCGCUGAACAUCACUCCCCCGUCUACCCCCAUCUCAUCAUUUGAACCUUACACCGAUAAAUUCACGGGAGACAUCCUCUCACCACAAUGGGAAUGGAAUCACAACCCUGACAAUGACAAGUGGUCGAUCAACAAUGGGGUCACUCUUACCACUGCCUCAGUAACCGAUGACCUAUACGCAGCGAAGAAUACCUUAACCCAUCGAAUUCUAGGACCCAUCUCGACUGCCACCAUCCACCUUAAUACUAGCUCCAUGUUCAGCGGUGACCGUGCGGGCCUUUCACUUCUCCGUCAUUUCUCCGCCUGGAUUGGCGUAGUCAAUGAUGGAGGUACCUCUCACAUCGGCGUUACCACGGGACUGGAGAUGGACUCGGAGUGGAACACUGUUUCUACAGGAACUGAGAAUGCUACGGCCGAGUUCUCUGGUAGUGAGAUAUGGCUUCGUGUCGAAGCAGAUAUCACUCCGUACGCGGGCAGCGGCCAGUUCUCGUACAGCUUGGAUGGUGUGACGUUUACGAACUUGGGGGAUAUCUAUGAAUUGAACACUAACUGGGAGUUCUUCAUGGGAUACCGCUUUGGUAUAUUCAACUUUGCGACUACCGAGGCUGGAGGAAGCGUGGUGUUGAACUCGUUUGUCUUGUCAUGA
Messenger RNA from Aspergillus pseudotamarii, 1548 nucleotides. RefSeq names its product putative xylosidase/glycosyl hydrolase. The record is from RefSeq and is a predicted model, not a curated record. The transcript has a single exon. Gene Ontology annotation, molecular function: hydrolase activity, hydrolyzing O-glycosyl compounds. NCBI's taxonomy places the organism in Eukaryota, Fungi, Ascomycota, Eurotiomycetes, Eurotiales, Aspergillaceae. Gene Ontology annotation, biological process: carbohydrate metabolic process. The coding region runs from base 1 to 1548 and encodes 515 amino acids.